UAAAGAGGCGCGGGCGCGCAGGGGAGGCAGCACAGAAGCGGGGUCCAUCUGUGCUCGCUGCUCAGCGUCGAAGACCCAGGAGGAUGAGGCUCACCGUCAGCGCCCUGCUGGCCUGCGGGAUCCUGGGGCUGUGUCUGGCUUCCUCUGACAAAACUGUGAGAUGGUGCACCACGUCAAAACUGGAGCAUGACAAAUGCAAUGAUAUGAGAAAUGUGCUUCCAGUCUUGUGUGUGAAGACAAAUUCCUACUAUGAUUGCAUCCAGGCCAUUGUAGAGAAGCGAGCAGAUGCUGUGACUCUUGAUGCAGGUUGGGUGUAUGAGGCAGGCCUGGCCCCCCACAACCUGAAGCCUGUCGUGGCAGAGUUCCAUGACUCAAAGAAUCCACAAACUGGGUAUUAUGCGGUGGCCGUGGUGGUGAAGGAUAGCGGCUUCCAGUUGAAGGAUCUCCGAGGCAAGAGGUCCUGUCACACAGGCCUAGCCAGAUCCGCUGGGUGGAAUGUCCCCAUUGGCAGGCUUCUCUGUGACUUGCCGGAGCCACGUGUGCCAAUUGAGAAUGCAGUGGCCAACUUCUUCUCCGGCAGCUGUGUCCCCUGUGCGGAUCGAAAUAAGUUCCCCAACCUGUGUCAACUGUGUGCGGGGCCAGACAAGUGUGCCUGCAACUCCCAUGAACGUUUUUUCGGCUACUCAGGCGCCUUCAAGUGUCUGCAGGAGGGUGUUGGAGAUGUGGCCUUUGUCAAGUAUGAGACCAUACUUGAAACCCUCCCAAACAAGGCCGACAGGGAUCGGUAUGAGCUACUCUGCCCAGACAACACCCGGAAACCCGUGGACGAAUACAAGGAAUGCUUCCUGGCCCGUAUCCCUUCUCACGCCGUUGUGGCCCGAAGUGUGGAUGGCAAAGAGGACUUGAUCUGGGAGCUUCUCAACAAGGCACAGGAGCAGUUUGGCAAAGACAAGUCAGGAGAGUUCCAUCUCUUCAGUUCCCCUCAUGGGAAGAACUUGCUGUUUAAGGACUCUGCUGAAGGGUUUCUAAAGGUCCCCCCUGCGAUGGAUGCCUGGCUGUACCUGGGAUAUGAGUAUGUCACUGCCAUUCGCAAUCUAAAGGAAGGCAAAUGCCCUGAGGAUGAAGGAUGCAGGAAGGUGAAGUGGUGUGCAGUGAGCCACCACGAGAGGGCCAAGUGUGAUGAAUGGAGUGUUAACAGUGCAGGGAAAAUAGAGUGUGAGUCAGCAGAGUCCACUGAAGACUGCAUUGCCAAGAUCAUGAAAGGAGAAGCUGAUGCCAUGAGCUUGGAUGGAGGAUUCAUCUACACAGCGGGCAAGUGUGGUUUGGUGCCUGUCCUGGCAGAGAACUACAAAGGUGACCCUGGUUGUACGUUGGAUGACUCAGGGUAUCUUGCUGUGGCAGUGGUUAAGACAUCAAAUCCUAGUAUCACCUGGAAGUCUCUGAAAGACAAAAAGUCCUGCCACACUGCAGUGGGCAGGAACGCCGGCUGGAACAUCCCCAUGGGCCUGAUCUACAACGAGACCAAAUCCUGUGCAUUUGAUAAGUUUUUCAGUGAAAGCUGUGCACCUGGCUCUGAACCAGAUUCCAACCUCUGUGCUCUGUGUGCUGGUUCACAAUCAAACAAGUGUGCUCCCAACAACAAGGAGAAAUACUAUGGCUACACUGGAGCUUUCAAGUGUCUGGUUGAGAAGGGAGAUGUGGCCUUUGUGAAGAAGCAGACAGUCCUGGAUAACACUGGCACGGGAAAGGAUUGGAAGGAGGAAGAUUUUCAGUUGCUGUGCCUGGAUGGCACCCGAAAGCCUGUGAACGAUGCUAACUGCUACCUGGCCCGAGUCCCAAAUCACGCUGUGGUCUCAAGGAAAGACAAGGCAGCUUGUGUUCGCCAGGUGUUACACAACCAACAGGAGCAGUUUGGAAGACAGGGCUCUGAGUGCCUUGCAGGCAGAUUUUGUUUGUUCCAGUCUGAAACCAAUGACCUGCUGUUUAGAGACGACACAAAAUGUUUGGCCGAACUUAAGGGCAAAACAACAUAUGAAAAAUACUUAGGAGAAGAGUACAUGACAGCUGUGGCUAACGUGGCACAAUGUUCAACCUCAAAACUCCUGGAAGCCUGCACUUUCCACAGAAGUUAAAACUCAAGAGGUGGGGCCACCAUCCAGAUGGAGAUGGGAGCUUCACUGGCCCAUGGGCUUUGUGCACCCCACCCCUGCUUUGUGCUGGGACCUCUCUCACUAGUCUGAGUGAAGUCUGUGCUAAUUACAUCCGCCUUCACAGUUCUCUGUUGCCACCUGUGCAGGACAUGAAAUAAAAAUUAUUA
Messenger RNA from Trichechus manatus latirostris (Florida manatee), 2317 nucleotides. Its product is annotated as serotransferrin. Gene Ontology annotation, biological process: iron ion transport; antibacterial humoral response. The transcript has 17 exons. The record is from RefSeq and is a predicted model, not a curated record. Gene Ontology annotation, cellular component: plasma membrane; early endosome; recycling endosome. The coding region runs from base 84 to 2132 and encodes 682 amino acids. NCBI's taxonomy places the organism in Eukaryota, Metazoa, Chordata, Mammalia, Sirenia, Trichechidae.